Molecule: messenger RNA, 3896 nt
Organism: Diatraea saccharalis (sugarcane borer)
Lineage: Eukaryota; Metazoa; Arthropoda; Insecta; Lepidoptera; Crambidae
Source: the annotation of a GenBank genome assembly
CUCGAGCCUAAGCAAACACUUGCCGCAUCGCACUCGGGCUUUCCUCCCGACAGCCAGUCGAUAAGAUAUUGCUCGCGGAGCAACACCAUUUUAAUGUUCACUAUGAAAAUGUGAGUGCACGCAUUAAAAAUGGCAAAGACACAGGAGGUUUCGAAAAAAACCAGCGACGACGACAGCUCCAUGGAGGGCGAGGAGGCGCAGCACAACUGUCUCGGCAGACUGAUGCUCUGUUUGCGUAUCAAUCCGAACCUUAUUAUGUUGAAAGUGACACUUUUUGUGAUGUACGGUGCUACAGCUUCCCUGUUGCCGUAUCUGACAAUACAUAUGCAAAGCAUAGGAUUGACUGUGCGUGAGAUAUCUUUCGUAUAUUUAGCUUUGCCUUUUACGACUUUUUUAAGCCCUCCCAUAACUGGGUUUUUGGUGGACCGUUUUGGGGAGUACAAACCGGUGGUGAUUACGGCACUGAUACUGAACGCUGCCUUCCAUCACUCGCUACUGUUGAUACCGCACCAGGAGACGCCGGGAGUGAUGCCGUCGGCCUACGUGAUGCGGCAUCCUAUCACGAACAGUGUCGAGAUAUGGUGGAGUCCGUGUCCUAGUAGAGAAUGUCCUGAUGAAGAUGAAACUGUGGAUUUUGUUUUGGAUCGAUGCGUGGACCACUGUAAACUAUCAAGACCGACAGAGAGUCCCGUCACAGAAGCCGACGACGACGAGAAAGACGAUUUGGAUUUCCACAUCAGUCAUAAAAUACAACAACAUUUCCUUAAUGUAACCGAGGAUGACGAAGAGGACUUCAAUGACGCAGCAUUCUUUCUCAUUGAAGUUCAUGAUGAUUUAGGAGAACCUAAGGAACAACUCGGCAUUGAAAUGGAACGAGAUGAAGAUGACCCCGUUACAGAUUUUCGAUCCAGAUUUGGCGAAAAAUUAUUGAUAGCACAAGGUGUAAACAUAACAGCACUUGACAAAGAAGACUUAAGAUGCGGUGGCCUCGUCAUGCUGCAUAAUAUGACGAAGCUUUCACAACAACGCCUAGAAAUAUUAUCAGCUGACUGCAUGGUACAGAAAUGUGAUUUCAGGAGAGGCGGGCCCGACAUAUGUCCGCCGGAUUAUAAGGAAAGUGACGAUAAGACAUUCUACAUUUACUUUUUCCUGCGAUUCAUGGGCACUGUCAUGUUAUCUGCCGGGGUUACUAUCAUGGAUCCGAUUGCGUUGACAAUGAUACAAAAAUACGGCGGUGACUUCGGUAGGGAGAGAUUAUUUUCAAGUAUUGGAAUGGCUAUAUUUUCACCCAUUACCGGAAUGCUCAUAGAUAUGCAAAGCAAACAAGCCGGUCACACAGACUAUUCAGCUGCAUUUUACACGUACGAUGUCUUACUUUUAAUAUCAGCGAUAACAGUAGCAGUGAUGCCGCUCGGAGCUAAGUUGCCAGCCGAUAAUUUACUAAGAGAUUUAGUUAAUAUCAUCAAGAUGCCUCAUAUAAUAAUAUUUAUAUUCUUUCUAUUCGCUUUGGGCAACUUUUGGGGAUUCAUUGAAUCUUAUUUAUUUAUCUAUUUGAAAGAAUUGGGAGCACCAAACUUUUUACUCGGAAUAACCGUGACCGUGGGCACACUAAGCAGCAUCCCUUUCCUGUACGGCGCGGACGCCAUCACUGCCCGUAUCGGCCACGUCAACGUCAUCAUUGUGGCAUUCUUCUCCCACGCCGCCAGGCUCGUUGGCUAUUCCUUUAUCGAGAAUUCAUGGUGGUGUUUCCCGUUCGAAGCGAUGGAGUCACUAUCUGUGCACCUGAUGUGGGUGGCUGCUGCGACCUACUGCGCUAUGCUGGCGCCCAAGAGUCUGUUAGCCACACUCAUCGGCGUACUGGGCAUGGCGCACUUCAGUCUUGGCAGAGGGAGUGGUAGUUUCGGUGGUGGUCUGCUUAUUGCCUCGUUCGGCACCAGAGAGGCGUUCCGCUACAUGGGUCUGAUUGCAUUCCUGGGAGGAGUGUUGUAUGGCCUGCUUCACUAUUUCUGGUUGAGAAAUAUCAACAUGACAGGCAUGUCGGAUGCUGGCGACCAGGAUACGGAAAGCGGUGAAGGAGAUAAACUAAACAACGAACCGCUUCGAAAGGACGCCGAGACGAUGAUAUCCUUGGAGAGAUUGCACAUGAUCACGAGAUUCAAUCCUCUGGGUUCUCUGCACUCCCUGCCAAGAGGUUCACGCUCGAGGUUCUCUCAGGGUGACAUCAACGAGCCCCGUAGCCGCAGCGGCAGCAACUGCCACAGGCGCGGCAGCAACUACGAGGGCUCCGCCUCCAAGGUAGACCUUCUCAAGUCAGCGCUCGAGAUCAGCCACCAGAACACCAAAGGACACAUCUCCAACCCCGUCCUAUCAUUCUCCACGAGACCUGUUAAUCAUUAUAAGCAAGCGCAAAGUGCACCAAAGCUAAUGCUACUGGGUCUCGCUCAGCGGAACAACAUAUCCCAACCAGCACUCUCAGAGUUCGAUCCAAGAAGGCGGGACUCGAUACCGGAAGAGGCCGAGGAGGAUCGACUGGCGGUACAAACCAAAAUACCGUCGAAAACUAAGAGCGACAACUUACCGCCACCGCCGACCUAUGCGGAGGCGAUCAGUGAAAACAGAAAAAGUUGGCAUUCAGAUGAUAGCACGCCUACCUAGUAUAAACUAACACUUAGAUUACUAUUAUAGGAAAUCUAACCUAACCUAACCUAACCGUUAUAUACGUAAGAGUUGUAAUAAGGUUUGAAGAGGUGCGAUUAAGCUUUGCGCGAAUCGAUGCGGCGAUUUCUCGAUUUUAUCUUUCUUCUCUCUCUUUACAAAGAUUAAAAUAAAACAUUAAAUUAUACAUAUAUAAGUUUCAUAACAAUUCCCAUAAUUUGCUUGGGAAUAAAAAGCAGCUAUAUUCUUAGAUAACACCUUCGAUUGUUAUUUCGGUUAAAUUGCAUUAUACCAGCUGAAUUAGCAGCUUAUACACUUGAUUGUUGUUAUAGUUCAGCUGAAUUUUACUAAUGAAUUAUCAUGUCAACUGAAUCCGGUAUAAAUAUAAUAUUCUAGUUACUUUAUUCUACUCGCUUGCAUCGGUAUGUGUACUUGGCUUUAUAUCGAAGAAUGUUUAGAAAACAGCUGUAUUUAAUGACGUAUUGUUAUUAUAACUCGAUAAAAAGACUUUACAACUGCCUAAUGUAUUCUAAUAUAAGUACUUGUUUAUUUAAUUAAUACAUUAUUUCAGUUUUAUUACGACUUCAUUCGUAUUUUCAGAAAAUCUGACAGGUCUUUGCAGACUUUAAUAAAUCAUAAAUAAGAAUUUAAAGGUAAAAAAUUGUAAAACAACAGUGAAAUAUAUAAACGGUAUUAUUUCAUUAAUAUUAUAAUUUUUGUGUGACUUUUGAAUUCAUUUAUUGAAUUAUAUUAUUUACAAUGAAUUGCGUUAUAUUAGUCAUAUUAUAUUUACAUUUAUUAAAGUAGUGCUUGAAGUCAUUAUUGAAAAAAAAAAUGGUAACAUAGAUAUUAGUUUGCAGGUUAAGUAAAAAUCAAAGAGGCUUUAAUUUAUUUAAGUUGUAGGUAAUUAAUGCUCCUUAACUCUGAUAAUUCGGCUAUGUUUCUAUACCUUGGUAAUUAAACGAUUUUUUUGUUAUUAUUAUAAUAAUAUGUGGUUUUAUUUUCAUAAAAUCUUUUAAAUGGCAGUUAUGUCGUUUUAUGAUUAAUAGAUGAUUGGAAUUUUAUUUGAUAUAAGUAUACAUAUAAUAAGUAUUAGGUAGUUUUCUUCGCUCCCGUGUCUUAUCUGCUGUAUUGUGUUAGAGAAACAGCGUCUAACUCGCUGUCAAACACAGUGCUGUCACAGCAUGAAGGUUCAAUCAAAUAAAACCUAUCUCAAACGGUAAUAAAAGUGUUAUUUUAUA